CAUGUGACGCAUACGUUUCAGACAAAAUCCUGGACACAACAAUAUAACGGCUCCAUAUCAUUGCGCUGCACGGUUCUGCUCCUCCCACGCCUUUGCUCUCGGUAUGGCGGACGGUGAGAGGUCCCCGUUACUAGCAGAUCUUGGAGAUGGUGCUCUUGUCGGCGGUAACGGCGGAGUGUCACCGGGCUCGGCUCCCUAUGGUUUACCAAAUAAACCACAAAGCUUCCCUCCCUUCCCCAGCCCCACCCAGCCCUCAGUGCUCCUGGGGGAGGACCCUCCUCCGUACUCCCCCCUCACCUCCCCAGAGAGUGGCAGCGCGCCAGUCAUCAGCUGUAGGGUGUGUCAGAGCCUCAUCAGCGUGGAGGGGAAGCUCCACCAGCAUGUGGUCAAGUGUGGGGUCUGCAACGAAGCUACGCCCAUCAAGAAUGCACCAGCAGGGAAGAAGUAUGUCCGCUGUCCCUGUAACUGUCUCCUCAUCUGCAAAGUCACCUCUCAGAGGAUCGCCUGUCCCCGCCCCUACUGUAAGAGGAUAAUUAACCUGGGUCCAGUCCACCCUGGUCCAGCCAGCCCUGAACCCCAGCCGGCCGGAGCUCGCGUCUCCUGUGGACACUGCAACAACACUUUCCUGUGGACAGAGUUUACUGACAGGACACUCGCCAGGUGCCCACACUGCAGGAAAGUCUCGUCUAUUGGUCAGAGGUACCCUCGAAGGCGGAGCUUGUGGUGUAUUCUGCUAUGCUUGCUUUUCAGCAUCUCCACUGCUGGGCUGGUGGCAGGUACGUGGGUGAAGGCCCAGGCCUACGGGGGUAUCUAUGCCUCCUGGGCCAUGCUGAUCCUGCUGGUACUCCUGACCCUGGGUCGGGCUCUAUACUGGGCCUGCAUGCCUGUUAGUGAGCCCCUACAGAACUUCACAUAGACACACACGCAGGCGAAGGUUGACGUUGCCCCUAGGUGCUGAUCUUGGGUCAGUUUUGCAAUUUCCCCACUAAUGGUUAAGGUCAGGAUUGUGGGAAGGGAUGCUGAUCCUAGAUCUGUACCUAGGGUGAACUUCACCCUUGAGUAGGGCUGGGCGAUAUAUCGAAUUAAUUUGAUGUUUUUGCGCGUUAUUCCAAAUGCCCGUAUCGGAAGAAGCUAGUUAGUUUAUUUAUCGUUUUUCUGAGCGUUUAUGUCCGCUUGUUCUCAUGUUGUCUUGUCUCCUUCGCUCCGUCUGUGCUGUGCACCUUCCCAUUUAUACCAGAGAUCUGUAUAUAAUGACGAGCUGCGUAUGUCUCCGCUAUAACAAUGGGAGUCGUUGUCCCAAAGGCGGGAAAGCAGCCGAUAAGCUUAGGUAAAAAAAACAUAGAAACGCAUUGGGCUUAUUUUGGUGAGUAAAACCUCUCGCUUCGCCUCUUCCUCUCUGUUUACACACACACACACACACCAAGCCCCUCCCCCUGUCACACAACAACCUCUCUGACAAGCGGUUUCAACCUGAUAUUUGUGUUUAAGGUCCAACAGAAUCGGUCAUAUGGACACCAAGAAACAUUGCAACAUUAUUUUACUGUAAGAGGAGAAGUUAUCCUUUUCAACCAUACCCUUUUCAUGUCAACUCCUCAAAUUACGCGCCGAGCAGACGCUACUAAAACAGGAGUACCAAUGGACAUCUAUUCUAGAAAAUACAUGUUGCAUGCGGCAUUACUGUUAUACUAGCUGUCUAGCUUUUAUACAUGUGCAAUAAGCAAAAAAACACAAUUUAUAUGAACUAGUUCUCUUUAUGAGACAUGGUUGGCCACUUGAUUUCCACAUCUGAACAAAGUGAACAGACUAGCGUUCUGUUCCAACAAUUGGAGACAGACAGAAGGGUGUGUUCAUAACAAUUCAAUUGUUUUGCUUUGUUAGAUAGCUAAUCCAAGUUGGCUAAACUUGAAAUCAUAAAGAUUAGUUGGCUACUCAGUAGCACGUGGGCUUGUGCUUGAGAGAUUGUUUGUGAGAUGUGUUUUAAUUUUCGAUAAUGCCUGCUACAAGAAGUUGGUCAUUAUUAGGGAAUGUGUAUUAUACUUGGUUCUGGUUACAUUUGUAAACAAAAAGGGCAUUUUCAUAGAUCGACUUGGAUGUCAGAUCAGUGAUUUAUUUCAAAAAAGCAGGUUAAACUGUUUUGAUAAAAUAAUGAAGUUGUUGGUGGGUCUGACACUUGUUGUAGGCUCAUAUUUAGCCUAGAUUUAAUUUUACGAGCCCUGAAUUAAUUACAUUAUAUCUGACUGUUUGAAAUGUAGAGUAUUUGACCUUUUUAAUUGUACAACAAAGCUUAUUUAGAGAACAUAAACAAUGUAGGUGUGUGUGUAUAUAUACAUAUAUAGGUAUGGUAUAUCGUCCAUAAGAUAUGAUUUCUGAGCCUUUAUCGCCCAGCCCUCCCCUGGAGCCUUUUAUUCAUUUAACUAAGAACAAAACAAGAAGUUCCCCUCCUUCCCUUGAAUCUUUUGUCAUUGUGUUUCCAAACUGGAUGAUGAAUAAUAUCCUAAAAGAGCUUGACUUCUACAUUUACUUCUGAAUUGAUGAGUAGUUCACUUUAACAUGUUCAACUACUUUCCUUUCCCUGUUUGAAUCGUUGCUUAGGCCAGUCUCUCUAUGAGCCUCAUAUCAUGGCAUGGCUGAGUGGAACCAAGUCUUAAAUGAUGACAUAGCCCUCGGAUAAGACUGCUCCUCCGCAACCCUGAAUAUAUGUUCUUUUUUUGGGGCAUUUUACAUGAGAUUCAUUCAUUUGUUUUGGAAAACCCUUGAAGCACUGUUGAAAGGCAAAUGAAGUGUAAGAUGAACACCACCUAAAUUACCCUCCUUCCCCCAGACAUGGCGCUGGGUUUGAAGGGAGGUUAGGAUUGUGUCCCAAAGGGCACCCUAUUCCCUAAAUAGUGCACUACUUGUGACCAGGGCUCAGUCUGGUCGAAGGUCAGAAGUAGUGUACUAUAUUGGGAAUAGGGUGCUUAUUGGGUUGCUUGCUAGGGCAUCGUCAGAGUGAGGUCUGUAUAUGUUGGAGUCUAUUUAUGCUGCAUAGUCUGUCUGUGGGAGUGUUCGUCUUUGAUCCAAAGCAGCUUAGAAGCCUUAAAGAAGUUGGAGGAAAAGAUGAAACCAUUUGACUGGACACACACACACACACACACACACGUAUGUAUGUACGUACACACUCCCAUUCCCCACACACAGAAACAUUUGGAGAGUCCCUGUAGUGGUAUGCAGCCAGCGUGAAAAAGCAUCUCUCCUCAAGGACUUCAGUUUAUACACAAGUUUGUUGCAAGUGAUCUGAUCAUCUCUUUAUUGUGCUCUUGGUUAAUAUUGUUUUCUUAUCCAUCUAAGAGCUAACAAGUGAGGUCAACAUGAGCUCUCAGUGGAUCUCAUAGAGAUGUACUAGAGUGCUUCAAGGUGGUGAAAGCCCACCAUGGCUCUGCCCAUGUUAGAGAAAGAACUGGCUUUUGGCCAAGUGUGCUCUCUUUCCAACUCUAUGGUCUUACUACACUAAAUGUACUAUGAUGAGGCCCUGGUGACAGCCAGGCUGUGGUUGUUGUAGACCCCUUACUCUUCUAGUGGUGCACUAAAUAGGGAGUAGGGUGCUGUUGGGGAUUCAGUCAGGGUAAGAGAAAACGGUUGCUGAAGAUAAUCUAGACACACUACCUGCAUGUUGAAACACACUUCAUCUAACCAUAUAUCCUGUCUGUGGUUCAGAUGUGGUCAUAGUUAUUUAUUUUACAGCAAUGUUCAUUUUUUUUGUUUUAAUUGUACAUAUAUUUCUUGUUGUUCAUGUCAGAGUAAUUAUUGCUAAGCCGAUAUUGCACUUGUGUGCAUAACACUACAUGAUUUGAUUCUUGGAUGACUUUUUAAAUAAUUGUUUUGUUAAUCAAUAGGGUUAUUUUUGCAACCCUUGUUACUUAUUUUAACGGGAAUCUGCAAAGUUGUUAGAUAUUUGACUUACUAACACUAAGUCUCUGGACACGGGAACGUGUCCAGACCUUAACCACACACAUUCCUCAUUUACAUACGGACAAUCAAUCAUUUAAACCACAAAUGGCAUCAUUUUAAACACACACGCAGAGUGACAAACGGAUGGACACACGUACAGCUCUUUGAGAUGGUUACCCUACUUGACAGAACUGUGAUGGUAGCAGUAAUAGAUAUUUUAAAAUAUCUUGUUAUUUAUUAUAAUGAUCAUGUUUUAGUCAUGAUAUUAUGUACAAUAUUGAUCAUGUUAAUGAUGCCAAUAAUCAACAACCUGGCUGAUGCUCAUAUCAGAGUUUGUUUACACACAAUAAAGACAUGAUGUAUGAAAAUA
Molecule: messenger RNA, 4297 nt
Organism: Oncorhynchus nerka (sockeye salmon)
Lineage: Eukaryota; Metazoa; Chordata; Actinopteri; Salmoniformes; Salmonidae
Gene: pip4p1a
Product: phosphatidylinositol-4,5-bisphosphate 4-phosphatase 1a
Exons: 7
Coding region: 104-916 (270 amino acids)
Biological process (GO): phosphatidylinositol dephosphorylation
Cellular component (GO): phagocytic vesicle membrane; plasma membrane; lysosomal membrane
Molecular function (GO): phosphatidylinositol-4,5-bisphosphate 4-phosphatase activity
Source: RefSeq, a predicted model, not a curated record